Molecule: messenger RNA, 4397 nt
Organism: Micropterus salmoides (largemouth bass)
Lineage: Eukaryota; Metazoa; Chordata; Actinopteri; Centrarchiformes; Centrarchidae
Exons: 1
Coding region: 50-2521 (823 amino acids)
Biological process (GO): regulation of apoptotic process
Source: RefSeq, a predicted model, not a curated record
GAACAUGUUUUAAAAGUUUCUAUUUGAAAUCAAGUCGAAAAAAGAAAAGAUGGAACAAAAAAAGAGGAAAACUCCCUCUCCCUUCUCUGCAGGGUAUAAUGUAGACAGUUGUAAGAAGGCAGGUGACACAGCACAAGCCAAGAAGGAAGGGUUGAAUGAGGAUGGAAAUGAAUCAUUAGACAAAAAAAUUCAAACUUCCUUCUCAGAGAAACAGACUGCAGAAGAGAAGUGUUCAGAGAAGGAUGAGCUGCCGAGCAAAAGUGUCCUCAGAAGGUAUCAUGAGGUUUCCGUAGGUUCUGCCUCUCCCUCCAGCUGCCGUAAAUCUAUAAUACGUCCUUACGUCCGGCUUCCUCCUCAUCACCUCAGACAACAGAACAUCAGCUCUGCCCAGUCUGUACAUGAUACUGUCAGACAUCAAUCUCAACGGUCUCGUAAAUCAACUGGCCCCUCAUACAACCAGCUGUUCAACAGUCUGAGCCCUGUCUGCAGCAGCAAAACACAAGGUGAGGUGGGGAAAAACACAGAUGAGCUUUUACCCACAACAACAGCCCAUCAUGACCCAGACAUAGAACAAUAUGAUACGAGUCUUCCAUCUGAACCUUCACAUGAAAUGUUAGACAGCUCAUAUCUAUGGAAUGCCUCCAUUUCAGCACCAAAACGUUCCCUGAGUGUCCGUGUUCAUUACCUUCCCUACUUUUCCAAUCCAUCUAUCCGCACUCCCUUCUCUGCUGAGUACACAGGUAGUUGUAAGAAGACAGGUGACGCCCAACAGACAGUGAAGGAAGAGUUGAAUGAAUACAUAAAUGAGCCAUUCAUACAGCAUUUAGGAAGUCAAACUUCCAUCUCCGAUAAACCAACUGCAGAAAAGAAGUUUUCAGAGGAGGGUGUUUGGGAUCAGCUGCCAAACAAACGUGUUCACAGUUUGCCUCGAAUGUCUUCCUCAGCUUCUGCCUCUUCCUCCUGGAGUCUUCAUGAUGAUAGCAGGCAUAUAUCUGGGAUAGUCAAUCAAGAUAUUACCAGGGAAUUGAUACAAGCAUAUGGAAAAGCUCAUUUUCUUUCAGCUCCAUCACCAGUACCAGACCAGAUAUUGCAGCUUCCAAACAAUAAAGACACAGAAGAUGGUGGCCCCAGAUUUAGUAACUCUAGUUUUACUGUAAGUCCACAAAACAGGCCUGCAGUCCUCCAGGAAGACGAGUUGGGAGAUGACAGUGAUGUCCUGGUGGAAACAGCUGUUCCAGCUGUGAACUGCUCAGUCACAAACACCCAGCCGACUCAUCCUCCCCUCCAAACCUCCUCCAGCUGUUUGCGUCGUUCUCACAGCGUUCCCUCACUGAGUGUAACAACCUCCGCAAAGAACAAGACCUUCACCCGAUCAAAGAGCUUACCUGACCUGCUGUUCAAACCCAGCUGUGAGGAGUUCACCCCUGAUAUCACUGUUGAUGAAAACGAUGAAACCUACAGGUUCCAGUGCUCCUGCCCAGGCCUGUACCAGUGCAGUGUGACAGGCCUGCUGUUCCACAUGGAGGGAGAAGGGGACGUGGUUUACAGGAUCGUCCCCUGGAACAGGAGGCUACUGGCCCGACACCACAAGCAGCCUGCAGGACCCCUGUUUGACAUCAAAUGUCUGCAGCAGUCUGUGUGUCGGCUUCAUCUCCCACACUGUGAGAUCCGCUCCACAGGUGGAGGUGAGUUCUUGUCAGUCGCUCAUGUGAACGACGAGGGCAUCGAGUUUAUCGGCCCUCAGAAGAUCACAGAAACUCACGUUGUUAUAAACAUCACAGGGUUUUCUGGUUUCGGUAAUGUCAAGGAUGAAGACUCGCCGGCUGAGCCGGUCCGAGCGCUGGUUCUGCUGUUCUACAGGCCCCCGGCUGAUCCCGACGCUGAAUCCCUCCUCAACGUGUUGCUGCUACCGAGGAACGUGGUGCUCCGGGAUGUGCUGCGCACCAGGAAGAAAUUAGUUGGAGAUGAGAGCUACAUAGAGACGUCCCCACACUGUAAACUGCAGCCAAAGCAGGAAUACACACUGUCCACUUGUCCUGCAGAGGACUCAGUUCUAGUUCAACCAACAGAAGCAGAGUUUGACUGCGACAACUACGACAACUUCUUCCCAUCAUUCCAGGUGAUUUUAGAAACAAUGAGGAAACACGUGAAGCUGUUUCUGAGAGACACCAACAGCUCCCACAGUGUCUGGGAAAGACGAGUUUGUCUCACUGGAGUAAAAAGGUCCUGUGGGCCGAGCGCUCUGAAUCUCUCUUCAGAUAAGAGGCUGUUGGACAUACGGAGCAGCUUCAUCGAGGGGAUAUCAGGACCGGUUCUCACAAGUCUGCUGGACAAACUGUUUGAGAAAACGGUGAUAGCUGAAGCUGAGAGGGAGUCAGCGGACGAGAUGCAGAACAGAAGAGACAAAGCUGGUUUUGUUAUCGACGCAGUGAGGAAGAAAGGUGAAGCUGCUAGUUCAGAGAUGAUUGAGUUCCUCUGUGAGGCCGACCCCUUCCUCUGUGAACAUCUCGGGCUGAUCUGAAGACAAAUCAACAGGUGAUGCAGAACAUGUUGACCUGGUGGCCAGAACCUGAUCAUCCUGUAACUCCCACAAAAUACUUUUAACUGGAUCAUUCACUGUUUUGAUCUUGAGUAGUUUGCCUUGACUUAUUGCUUGAAAUGUUAAAUUACAGUUUUCCAAGUAGGUUUUUUUAUAUUUGACAAAAAUAUGGGAACCUAUUGUGAAUCCAUUGAAUGUAAAUUAAUUUAGUUUGGUUUGUUGUAAUUUCUAAUGUAACAUUUGUGGCCAAUUGUUUCUAUAAAUGAUUCUCUUCAUCAACUGUACAAUAUUUUUUAAGAACCAUAGAUAUAGAGUUUUUAAAAGUUGAAUUUAAAAAUAGUUUUUCUUACUUACUAUAUACAGUAUCUUGACUGCAGCCCCAUUUUUUAUUAUCUCUUAUCACCUGAUUCUGACAUGACUCACACUGUAUAUUCGAUUUUAGUACACUUUUGAUGUUUGUUGUUUUUUUAUUUAAUUUUUUAACAUCAAAUUUUUUUUUUUUAUUCUAUUGCUUUCUGUAAGGUCCCAAAAAGGACAAAAAGAAGAAUGUUUUUUACGUUUUUAUGGUGUUAUAAGGCUGAUUGGGCUGGGCCAACACCUGUGUAGCUCUACUGUCAGAGCUUAUUUAACCAGGACUGAUCAUUCUGUCGUUCUCUCCUCCUGGGCCGACGUCUCACUGGGUUUGUUCUGUGUCUUCCUUUUUGGUUUAUCCUCACAACACUCACAUACACAUACAUCUCAUUCAUCCGUUCACUGCUGACACAACUGAUACUCAUACUUUGUCACACCGCGUGUCUUUGAUUAUUUGACAUUACUUUUAUAAUAAAUCAUAUUAUUGGCUUGCAAACUUACUUUUGUACUCUGACUCUGCAGUCGGGUCACAUUUACUGCAGAUGAGCUGUGGUGCAAGUGAAACAACAGUUUUUAAUUUUUUUUUUAAUUAAGUGAAUAAUUGAAGGCGAAUAAUUCCCCUCCUGGAGAUCUAUACUGUCUUAUUAUAUCACACAUUAAUUUAUCUUAUCUUGUGUGUGUCAAAAUAAAUGUUUAUUUGAUGUUGUACCUUCAUCAGCCAGCUGAAUGAGCCAUUUGCUUGUGAAGUUUCUUGGUGCGUUUGAGAUGACUGCGUCUGACUUUCGCCAAUUUGAGAGGUGACUGCAGGGGCGGGGUAUAAAAACGGCGCCGUCAAGUCGGACGCAUCCUACCUGCAGCAGCUUACUGUGAGCUGAGAUCAAUGACUGAUCUUGCGGCAUUUGCAAAGAAUAAUACCACGAGACCAGAUAGCGUCAUCACGUUUUGUGUGCGAUGUCUUCUGGGACAAACCAUAUUUGGAAGUUAAACUUCCGUCAACUUCCGUCACAUUCGUCUGCGGGCUGCAUCUGGAUAUACUUGCCGGCGAGAGUCGAAGAAUAAACUCUUUUCUUCCCACUGCUUCUGCCCCCUUUCCUUUCAUCUGUCUUCAAUUACUGUCUUAAUUUUUGCUACUAGACAUUUCUACACUGUAAACUGAUAAACCAUCAUUGAUUAUGUCCCCCACCUUAAGGUUAAAUCUGAAUAUAACUGUAGUGGUGACUUUCUGUAUGUUACAGAAUUUCUAUUUAAUGUUUGGAAAAUUCUAAAUAAACUCCUUAUCGUUGUUUUUAUUUUCAAAUCAUGUAAAAUCUAGAGUAGGAGCAGGAUGUACACUGUAAAAAAUGAUUCUGUGGUCAUGUCGACAAGCAAAUGACAACGCAUUUGGGGUCAUGCAGGGGCCCCUACCUAGCGGGGGCGUAGAUCGGCUGUCCCCAUGCAACCAUGUUAUCUUUCUUAUGUGUAGAUGAAUAUUAUGGACAUGUUGAGACAUGUUGAGUUGACUGUGAAA